CGCAGCCGUACCUCUCACUCAGCCGGUCAAUUGAGCGACUCAAAGACGAAAGUAACUUCCUGUAUUGCGACUACCUUCGUAUACGAGUACUGCGACAUCUUCCAUACCCCGCCAGUCGCUCCUUUCCUCCAACUUACCCCUCCAAAUACCCCACCAUCGCACACGAACCGCGCCAAACGCCGUAACAGAGCAAACAACCCGCCAACAUGCCUACCAUCGGCGUGGAUAAGGCGGCCCUCUUCAAAGAGCUGGGUCGGGAAUACACCUACCAGGAGUUCGACGACCUAUGUUUCGAGUUCGGUAUCGAGUUGGACGAGGAUACAAGCCUGAGCACCAAGCCAGAAGAUCAGGCGCAACCACCACAACUUAAGAUUGAGAUUCCAGCAAAUCGCUAUGAUAUGCUAUGCUUCGAGGGUAUUGCCAUGAACUUGAAGGUCUUCCUUGAGAAGCAGAAGCUGCCCAAGUGGACUGUUACUGCGCCCAAGGGAGGAGAGCUUCAGGUGCUAGACAUCAAGCCUGAGACCAAGCAAAUACGAGAGCUCUGCUCAGGUGUUAUACUACGGGGCAUCAACUUCACACAAGAAAGAUACGACUCCUUCAUCGCGCUACAAGACAAAUUACACUCCAACCUGGCGCGUCAAAGGACACUUGUGUCGAUCGGAACACACGACUUAGAUACAAUCCAGGGUCCCUUCUCAUACGAGGCAUUACCGCCAGAGCAAAUCAAGUUUGUGCCCCUGAAGCAGGACAAGGAAAUGAACGCGAAGGAGCUCAUGGAGUUCUAUGAGAAAGACAAACAUCUCGGACGCUUCCUACACAUUAUUCGCGACUCACCCGUCUACCCCGUAAUCUACGACGCGAACCGUACGGUCCUCUCCCUUCCGCCCAUCAUCAACAGCAACCACAGCAAGGUUACACUAGACACAAAGAACGUCUUCAUCGAGAUUACUGCGACCGACAAGACAAAGGUCGAAAUUGUCAACCAUAUGAUGGUCACCAUGUUCGCUGGGUAUGCAGAGUCGAUUGAGCCUAUCAAGAUCAAUUCGCCUCACAACGGAGAGUCAAGAGAGUCGCCAGAUCUGUCACCGCGACAGAUGCAGGUUGAGGUGGACUACCUGAACCAGGUCACUGGCCUCACCUUAUCACCCGAGGAGAUCUCGAAACUCUUGUCGCGUAUGGGCCAUGACGUCUCACCGUCUCAAUCCGACAAGAACAUCCUCGACGUUUCGGUACCUGUCACAAGAGCGGACAUCUUGCAUCAAGCGGAUAUCAUGGAAGAUUACGCCAUCGCAUACGGCUUCAACAAGCUGCCGCGAGUAUACCCGAACAAGACUGCUGCUGUCUCUGCGCCAUUACCCAUCAACAAGCUCGGUGAUAUCGUCCGGAUCGAGUCCGCGUCGUCGGGAUGGACGGAAGUUAUGCCUCUCAUCCUCUGCUCGCAUGAGGAGAACUUCGAGUGGCUGAACCGGAAAGACGACGGAAAGACAGCAGUGAAGCUUGCGAACCCCAAGACAGCAGAAUACCAGCUCGUCCGAACAUCGCUACUACCGGGUCUGCUCAAGACAAUUAACUCCAACAAGCACCAUUCAGUACCGAUGAAGAUCUUCGAGGUCAGCGACAUUGGUCUCGUCGAUUUGGAGCAGGAGAGAAAGAGCAGGAAUGAGCGCCACUUCGCAGCCGCGUUCAUGGGCAAGACAAGUGGCUUCGAGCAAGUACACGGUCUGCUGGACAGGCUGAUGCUCAUGCUUCGGUCGGCAUUCCUUACGCGCGAAGACGGACUAAAGAAUGAGCAAUUGCAGGGCUACUGGAUAGAAGAGGUUGAUGACCCGACCUUCCUUCCUGGACACUCGGCGGCCAUCAAGCUCAACCUCGGCGGCAAGAACCACACCAUCGGUGUCUUCGGUAUCUUGCACCCAAGCGUGCUGCAGAAGUUCGAGUUGCCAUACCCCGUUAGUACACUAGAGUUCAACCUGGAGAUCUUCUUGUGAGGCGCCACAGCGAAGACGCCUCGCCACAGGGUUGCCAAAACUGUUCGGCGCAGAUAGAUACCUACAACGCAUACAUGAAUCAAGAUAUCAUGAUGAAUCUUCGUCCUUACUACGGUAGUACUAUACUGAAGUUAUCAGAUGGGUUUAACAUCCUAGCUUGACCCGUUACCACAUUUCUAUGAUGAUACUGAUGACAGAUUCGCUUCGCUCCCAUGCUUCGGCUUGUGGAAUGUGAGCCACAGCCGGCCGAUUCUGGGGUCUCCGGGAAGA
Alternaria rosae is the source of this 2258-nucleotide messenger RNA. RefSeq lists its product as uncharacterized. The coding region runs from base 207 to 1988 and encodes 593 amino acids. Gene Ontology annotation, cellular component: cytoplasm; phenylalanine-tRNA ligase complex. The record is from RefSeq and is a predicted model, not a curated record. Gene Ontology annotation, molecular function: magnesium ion binding; RNA binding; phenylalanine-tRNA ligase activity. Gene Ontology annotation, biological process: phenylalanyl-tRNA aminoacylation. The transcript is spliced from 5 exons. Lineage: Eukaryota; Fungi; Ascomycota; Dothideomycetes; Pleosporales; Pleosporaceae.